CCGUGAGCGAGCGAGUGUAUGGGCGCGUGUGUAACAUAUCGCUUCCGUCGCCUGCGCAAGAUCUUCACCGGGCAUGCCGUGUUGCACCACCGGCCGGAGAGAGCGCGUACAACCAGCCGCGUAUUCCGUAUUCCGUGGCUGGUCCGGUUUCCUUGGGCCGGGGAGGGGUGAUCCGAUCAGAGGGAGGGCCCCAAGGGGAGAGAGAGAACGGAAGGGGGGAAGAGGGUGGGAGAGCAGGAGAGCAGAAAACGAUGACGACAACGACAACGCCAACGACAACGACAACGCCAACGACAACGACAACGCCAACGACAACGACAACGCCAACGACAACCACAUCAGACAUUCCCAGAGCGCUGUGCUGCUACAACCACGGCACCAAGUUCCCGCUGGACAUACGUGCCCCAAAGUUUUUAUCUUUUUUUUCUGAUUUUUCCCUAAAACAAUAAAACAAAAGAAAUACUGAGGAGAAACGGACCGUGAAUCUAAACGCUAUGCAGCGGCAGUGCCUAAUGUAGCACAGGAGCCACAGGCCUGAUGCUGACAGAGUCGAGCCGCCGGUACGAUGCCGCUGAGCCGGUUUAUUUUUUUUU
This is a messenger RNA of Thermothelomyces thermophilus ATCC 42464, 593 nucleotides long. RefSeq lists its product as uncharacterized. The transcript has a single exon. Bases 252 to 449 code for a protein of 65 amino acids. Lineage: Eukaryota; Fungi; Ascomycota; Sordariomycetes; Sordariales; Chaetomiaceae. The record is from RefSeq and is a predicted model, not a curated record.